This is a messenger RNA of Linum trigynum, 3664 nucleotides long. Lineage: Eukaryota; Viridiplantae; Streptophyta; Magnoliopsida; Malpighiales; Linaceae. The record is from the annotation of a GenBank genome assembly.
CAAUUAGCAAUUUCGAGAAAAACUCCCUAUUGCCAGUGUUAUUAAAGUCGGACCGAGUCGGUCGGUCAGAUCGGUGAAAUCGCAAACCGACUUUCAUUUCGGUCCGGCCAGGUAAUUUAGCCGCUACAGGUCAAUUAGGGGUUUUGCAAUUUAGUUGACCGGUUAGCCGGACGAGCCGUGCGAACCGCCAAUCCGGUUUUACCGGUCAGAACUACUGUCCAAUGCUCAGGAGGUUUUUAUAAGGAUCCCACUAACGUACCGCUUGGUACCAAAUGAACCAAGAAUUCAUUUCAUUUUAAAAUGAAUUACCAUGUAGAAUUCAUUGUCAAAUGAAUUCCUGUGUUUGGCAUGUCGCAUUCAAAUCUUUAGAAAUAAAAUAAAUUGAAUAUUGAAAUCAUGUUUGGCAUACGUGUAGAAUUCAAUUAAAUCAAAAGUUUCAAACUACACCCUUAUUAGAUUUCCGGCAGAAACCAUAUUCAUUGAAAAUCCAUCUUCUAAAAAACGCCUUUGAUCCCGUACGUAGAAUAUAUAAAAUGUUCUUGUGUGUUUCUAUUAUAUUCAUUAGUUCUUUUCUAAUAUUUCAUCAAGAACCCUACGCUCUAGUUGUGCCUUUUCAACGUACUAAUAUACAAUUGAAGCAGAAAUAUCCAAUAACUAGCAUAUGAUACUAGCGUUGCAAACAAAUUCUUGUCGAUGUUCCUCAUACUGCAUGAAUUGGCGCCAUAUAAUACAUGUCGAAGUAAUUUAGUUAAUAAUUGAUGAUAAUUAUUGCAUUAUAUUAUAAUUAGUAAACAUUGUGGAAUUCAUUUGGAAAUUCUAUCUCAAUUCCUCGAAAUUACUAUAAUUAGUUCUAAUUCCGUAAAAUUCAAAAUUUAGAAUUGAAAAUAUAUUUUUUUAAAUAUCAAACAGAAAAAAAAUUCAUUCCAAAAUGAACUACUCAAAACUUAUGAAAUUUAUUUAUACUAUUAACAUAUGUAAAAUAAAAUAAAAGUUAAGCGACCAUUAGCAACUCCGACAAACACUUCUAUUGCCCAAAAAAUUCUCAAAGUUGGGGAUGAGAAUAUAUAAAAUAAAUAAGUUCAGAGAUGUCUCUCUCCGGUUAUUCGGAACACGUGGACCAAUAAACAAAUUAGCCGAGCUAUCCUUUGAGAAAAAGGAAAAGGAAAAAAGCCCAGCUGACUGGCUUAUUCUUCAAGAAAAAUAUACGUGAUUUCUGGUUUAUGCCCCCACUGAGCAGCAGUCAAUAUAAAUAUCUCCUUUUGGACAUCCUCCUUCUAACUUUGUGCCUUCCUUCGCUUUGAAAAGCUUACAGCCUUUUUCCCGCCGAUCGCUUCAGUUUUCGUUUGCUCUCUCACCGGAUCGUCUCGCCAUGGGUCGCAAGAGCAGUAGCCGUAGUUCUGGCGGAGGCUCUCGUUCUUCGUUCAGCAAGUCUCCUGCCACUAAAGCUGCUUCUUCUCAUCCAGUCCAUAAGUCGACCAGCACCGGAUCUGUGCUGGGAGGUAUCGGAGGUGCUAUUGCUGAUGUACUGGGCUGGGGAGCUGGAAUGGAAAUGGCUCACAGGGCUGUGGAUGCUGUCUUUGGUCCUCGAACCGUGAGGCACGAAACUGUUGCCGCACCACAGCAGCCAGCUGCAGCGAUGACUGCUGCUCAGACUGCUGAUGCCAAUGCAUGUGGCGGGCACUCCAAGGCUCUGCAAGAUUGCCUCACCAGCUUUGGAGCAGACAUCAGCAAGUGCCAGGUGUACAUGGACAUGUUGGCUGAAUGCCGCAACGGCUCUUCUUCGUCAGGAGGGUUUCAGUCUGCUUGAUUCUGACGAAAGCUUUUGUCGUCUCUCGAGGGCCGCGUAUCGGGAGGAGUUAGCUUGAUUUUUGAAGUAUUAUGAGGCUAUUGUUUGUCUAGUAGUAGUGAGUGGGUAUGGUUUGUUGAAGCGAAACUUAACAACUGCUUGGAUUAUGGAUGAGACGAGAUGACUAUUUCCGUUUCUGCUCCCUAAAUGUUGUUUUGUUUGGCUUAAGAAUGGUUUAGUUUAAUUAGCGUCGGAUUAUUAUGAGUUUAUUAAUCAAGUCAUUAUGAGUCUGGGCUAGAUUUUCUUGAUCAUAAGCAUUCUGAAGAGGGCUUGGUUUAACUUUUGAGAAAGUUGAGUAAAAACUUUGGCUUAAGUUGUAAUCAUGUUCUUACUUGAUGUGUAUGUAAAUUCAUUGGUUGUCCUUUAGUUUAAUGAAAUCGUUCACGUAUGGUCACUUUCCGUUAGUUGCCAUCUAUGUCUGUUAACGGGGACAGUUAAGUGAUGAUAUGGCAGACGGAUUCGUCUAAUCAACCUUAUUUAACCCAAAGAAUGACCGAACCAACUCGACCUACCACAUCAUUUAGACCCGUCAUAUCAUCAGUACCAACCCAACCUUCUAACGACCCCUCUAUGUUCUUUAAUUGGCUUUCUAGCCUCCCUCUGUUUCCUUCUCAUUCUGUCCUACCGUAUGGAUCCUCCCCCACAAUUUGUUUUAGGAGAGAUCAAGAGUGGUGAGGUUGGUCAUGUACCCUUUAUCGCCUAGAAUUUGACCGGUUAUUUGAUUGCGGGAGAUAUUCAGAAUGCUCAAAUAUUUGAGCUCAAAGAUCCCCUUUGGAAUCUCGCCGUAGAGCUGGUUCCGGCUGAAAUUGGCUGAGGUUGGUGACGAGGAGUGAGAAAUUGAGGCCGGGAUUUCACCUGUUAGGUUGUUAGCGCGCGCUGACAUUGAUCUUGGAGAGGUGGCGGAGACUGAAAACCCGAGUCGGGAUUUCGUCGGACAAUCUGAUGGUAUCAUGCAAUAGAAUUUGCAAGUUCGCCAAGUUGCCAAUGGCUGGAGGGAUUCCGCCUUCAAUUCGGUUGUAGGAAACCGUGAGAAGGCCGAGCUGCGGCGCCGACAUCGCCGGCAGAAGUUUGCCGAAGAAGUUGUUGCUGAAUCACAGGAAGGUGACGGCAGGGGUACUGAAGAUGCCGGCGGGUCCGCUGAGGAGGUUAUCCACGGACCACGAUACGGAUCUUCUUCAGUGAAUGGCAAUCGCCGAGAUCGUCUGGGAGAGGACCGAUGAAGAAAUUGUUCAUUAAAAUUAGGGUUUCUAAUUUCCCUCCCUUGCAUAAAUCCCUAGGGAUUGAACCGAUGAGGUAAUUGAACGAAACGUCGAGCAGCUUCAGACUGUUGAGCCGGCUCAAUCGGCUCAAGCUACUAGGGAUUUCGCCGCUGAGAUUGCAGUUCGCCUUGUCCAGAAGACCAGAACUUCAACGAAGGUUGCUCAGCAAGCCAAACGCAGUUCAAAGGUCGGGUGGGGUAUUGUAUGGGUAGAGGGUUGGGUUGGUCCAGAUGACAUGGCGGGUCUUAGUGAUGUGGCGGUCUCAUUAUUUUUGGGUUAAAUAGGACUGAUUAUAUGAUUUCGUACGCUACAUCAUUACUUAACGGGCUUCAUUGACGGAGAUGGAUGCCGACUAACGGAAAAUGACCAAAUGUGAACGGUUUUACUAAACUAAAGGACCACUAUUGGAUUUAAAUAUUCAAGUAACCAAACAUGAACGUUUUUAGUAAUCUCAGUGACCAAUCAUGCAAUUAACCCGAUUUAUAAGUUUUUUUUUACAGUGGACCCGAUUUAUAAGUUAGUGGUACAAUUUUCGAUAGAAUAAAUGACUUUUCUUAUA